UCAAAUGUGAACCUGAAUCAUUUGAGACUGAAUUCGGGAGCAUUGACCGAUCCGAUACGAGUACAACAACCGACUACCAAAACAGGUCUUACGUGACGGCAGCAAACUUUACUUCCAAUCUACCGGUGUUGACUUUGGAAAUUGUAUAUCCGCAAACACAAAACCAGACAGAACUAAAUUAUGGGCACGAAUACGUCAAAAGGGGCGGUGAUGGUACGAGUGAAGACUUCGGGACAAUCGUAAGACGGUUCGAUGCGGGACAAAACGUAUUUACGGAGUCGCCAACGUUUGCUCACUAUGCAGGAGUCCGUGAGCGGGGCCAGUCGUCGAGUCUAUAUAACAAGCGUGGGCUUAAGGUGGAAUUCUGGGAUUCUGAUGAUGAGGGUGAUAACGUGCAUAUAUCUCACUUCCCAAAAGAGGAGGACUUUGUACUUCGCGGACCCUUCACUGAUAAAUCGCUCCUGCGGGAUCACCUCGGAUAUUCGGCCGCAAGACAGACUGGAAGGUACUGUCCCCGCACAGAGCUGCACGAAGUCUUUAUCAAGGAAGAUAGGGGACCCGGGGUAGACCAAACACACUAUGCCGGGGUCUAUGUAUUUACAGAAAGUGUGAAGAGGGACAAGAACAGAGUCAAUGUGGAGAAAAUACAACCAGACGGGACAACUGGAUUGAUACUGAAGGUUGACGCAGCAUUCGGGGAAGGCAGCGCUGCACUGGUGAAAGGCACCUUCUAUACGGAGGGGGCAGAUGGAAAAGCGGAUGUACUGCAGCAGGGUUUAUUCAUAGACUAUCCCAAAGAAGAAGACCUUACUGAGUCUAUUCUACACAAUACACAGGAAUUCAUCAGCGGCCUAGAGUCGGAACUGGAUCGCAUCAACGAUCCCGCUGCCACCGAUGCACGCAAUGUUGAAUCACCCUCGUAUCGAAAAUACAUAGAUCCGACGUCCUUUGUAGAUUACCAGCUGAUACAGGAGCUUGCAGACAAUGGCGACGCUUACUUCCGAUCGACAUUCUUUCAUAAGGAGAUUGGGGGCCGUCUGCAGGCUGGUCCCAUCUGGGAUCUGGAUUUGGCGUUUGGGAAUGUUGGAUGGGAUAUGGAAACGCCUGCGAGUGACUUCAAGUACAACUUUAUGGAAGGAAGACCGUUCUUCGCUCAGCUUAAUAAGGACGUAAAUUACAAGUGCCUGGUUGUAUGUCGAUGGAACAUGCAUAGAGUAGGAGGCCUGAGUGAUGAGUGGUUUGAGGGGUUCUUUAAUGAAAACCGGGCUUUGCUGUCGAAAGGGGCAUCCGAAAGGGAGUUUAAACGAUGGAAAACCUUGGGGCAAUAUGUUCCUCGAGUGAGUCUCGGGUUUAAUAGCACAGCCCCAUCGUUCUAUCUCGAAUCGUGGGAGGACGAGGUUGAUAUGCUCCAGAAGUGGGUGUCGAUGCGACUACGGUUCAUGGACAAUGUGAUGCAGGGCCAGAAAGAGUACUUAAAUUGCGACUGCGAGUACGCUGACGAGUGGGCACAGAUUAUAGAGUGAUUGGUUUCAAUAAGACCCGCGAGAACUUGUACGUCUAACACACAAAUAAAUACUUUAUCCAAUAUCACCUGUUACUCGCCGAGAUUAUUCAAUGGUUUUAUCUUGCGAUGGAUGAGCGCCACUGAUUGAUUUGAGAAAACAACUGCAAGAUCGAUAGCAAGGCUUUUAUUACCAACGAGCGUACGUACCUUAACAACAUCCAGAAUUCUUCUUAACAACAUCCAGAAUUCUUUACACUCGUGAUGUUUUGCGUUGACUGUUGUUGGCACAGGUGUGUUCGGAACUUAUCAUGAUGUACUCGACCCUCGCUCACCAUUUGCAACGGUUUACUGUGAGUAACAUUAUAUCCCGAGAGUAAGGCUCAACGAGUAGCACGUGGUUAUGUUCAUACGCCGAAGCCAACGCCUACCUCGUUUACUUGUGCUCUUCUCCACCAUUACAUAGCGCACUAAUCAUAAUUUAGUGCUUUGUUGUGAGCGAGGUUGAUGCGUCCAUUGCAAUCUUGAGCAGUACAAAAUUCACGCAGAGAACAAACAGUUUAGGUGCAAACUUUAUAAAAGAGCGUGCUCAUACCUUGUCUGAAAUAACCAG
This is a messenger RNA of Sphaeroforma arctica JP610, 2114 nucleotides long. RefSeq lists its product as hypothetical. The record is from RefSeq and is a predicted model, not a curated record. The annotation marks the transcript as partial. The transcript has a single exon. NCBI's taxonomy places the organism in Eukaryota, Ichthyosporea, Ichthyophonida.